AUGUAUACGAGGUAUAUCCGCAAGAAGCGCGUUGUCAAGGCCUUCCGGAGCCUACUGUCUGGCGAGGACAUUGAGCUCAAAGGUGCUUACCAGGCCUUCCAGAAAGCCGUCCAGGGCGGACGAGACAUUGUGCAAAAUGCAACGCUCUCCGCUGCUGAAAAGACGAAAUUCAACCUGCAAGCAGUCCACGUCGACGUACGGAAGACCUUGUCUGAGGUGGAGCGCUUAGUAGAGAACAUGAGCUCCGUCGCUAUUAGCACAACACAGCCUUUGAACGCCCAGGAGCGAGACGAUACUCUCAGGUGGCUCUCCAACCUUGACUUCCAACAGUAUCAAAGAGAGACCGUCGCGAAACACCACAGAGGUACUGUUCAAUGGCUAUUGAACACAGGCGCAUUUCAAGACUGGGUGCAUGGUACACAGCACUCGACCCUGUGGUGCCCCGGGAAUCCUGGUACUGGGAAGACUGUGAUGAUGUCGGCGGCAAUCUGCUAUGUUGAAGCCAAGACACAAGGCUCAAAUGCAUCAAUAGCUCACGUGUACUGCAACUACAAAGACCGUAGAACACACGACAUCUUGACCAUUUGGUCCAGCAUCAUACGACAAUUUGCGGAGCAGUGCGAUCCUUUUCCUGCCGAAGUGCAAGCCUUUCGCAAUGAGUUUAUACGAAAGAGAUCGGACCCUGUCGAGGAUGAUCUUCUCUCGCUUCUUUGUGACCUAUCGAAACGGUUCAGCAAAGCCUUUGUGUUCAUUGAUGCUUUGGAUGAAUGUCCGGAGGAAAACCGCAACGCCUUCAUCCUUUCUGCUGCAAAGGUUGAAUCUCGUAUUCGGUUGUUCAUCACUUCUCGGCCUAGUGUGGAACUCGACGGGACCUUCUCGAACCUGAGACGCGUGGAGGUCGCAGCCCAAACAGCAGACAUUCGCUCGUAUCUAGAGCACAGACUGAGUACGAAUGCGAAUAUUCGCGCGCUUUCGGUUCAGGAUCCGAAGCUAAAAAGCGUGAUACUCCAAAGGCUCCUGGAGCAGGCGAACGGAAUGGAGAUUGAGAAUAUCUGCCACAAACGACGACUUCUGGACGUUCGCAAAGCCCUCGAUACCCUCGCCAAAGACGUGCAUCAGUUUUAUGAUGACUCUUUGAGAAGGAUAGAGGAAUUGGAGGAGUAUGACAAGGACUUUGCAUUGCGCGUACUGUCCUUCGUUUUCUACGCUCGAAGACCACUAUCGAGAGAUGAGCUCAUUCAUGCCUUAAGCGUCGAGCCUGGGGCGACUGACCUGGAUAGUGAUGCCCUGUACCCGAAGGUCCUCCUCUUCUCCGCGUCUUCCGGCCUCAUUCGCGUUGAUGACAAAAGCAGUAGCGUGCACCUCGCUCAUCAUACACUGUACGAGCAUCUUGACAGGUUCUGCCAGAGGCAGCUGAUGGAUCGCGAAGGAGAGCUUGCUACGGCUUGCCUCACCUACCUCUUGUUUGAACCAUUCAGAGCCGGCCCCUGUGAUACGGUGGCAGACAUGGUUGGACGCUUAAGUCACUAUUCUCUCCUCGAGUACGCCUGCCAGUACUGGCCGUCUCAUUCGACCAAGUUCAUGGACGGCGAGGUGAAGACAUUAGCUCUUUCCCUCCUAAGCGAGAAGAGCAGGGUGGCUACAUGCGCGCAACUAUUGCAUCUUCCACGUCAUCGGGUUGGUGACUGGCAUAAGAAGUACCCCUGCGACUUCACUUGCCUUCACGCUGCGGCCUAUUGGGGCUUGGACAGAGCAGUGGUACUAUCAUUGAAAACAGGUGUGGACGUUGACUGUCAAGAUAGCAACGGCGCAACACCGUUGCUUUUGGCUGCCGAGUACGGCCAUACUGAGACAGCAACGCUGCUACUCGAUGCAACUUCUGACGUGGAUUUUUGCAACAAUCUGGGCGAGACAGCAUUGACAUUGGCGGCAAGAUAUGGCCAUGAAGCGAUCGUACGAUUGCUGCUGGAACGAGGGGCAAAUUCCCUGGCUGAAGAUGUUGAGGGUUGGACAGCGCUUCAUUGGGCGAUUAUGAGACGCCACGACAACAUCUCCAAGAUACUCCUGAGCAGAAUUGCUUCCAACCAGUCAGACAAGGUGCAACACAACAAGGCACUGGUUCUGGCGGCAGAAGCUGGCAAUCCCGCAACAAUACAAAUGCUCUUGGACGAGGGAGCGGAAGUCGACUACACCGACGAUCAAGACAGUACGCCACUGCACUGGGCUGUACCCUUGGGUCACAUAGAGGCAGCUCGCGUCCUCCUAAGCCGAGGCGCAAACCCAGGCUCAAGGGACCGCUACGAUCACACCCCAAUGCAUUGGGCUGUGCCCUACCACGCCAUUGCGCGGUUGCUCGCAAACUACGGCGCUGACGUGCGAGCUACCAAUCGGACGGGGCAAAGCGCUCUCCUUUGGGCCGCGCUUGCCGGAAUGACCGAAACAGUGGAAACGCUGAUACAGCUGGGGGCCGAAAUCGAUGGAUGCGAUCGUUACAACUUUACAGCGUUACACGCAGCAGCCCUGCAAGGACACAUUGCCAUUGUGCGUAUCCUCUUGCGUGAGGGAGCAAGUGCCGAUAAGCGCGACAUGGAUGGUUGGACAGCGCUGGACGCGGCGGUGUUGACGGGGAGAAGUGACGUGAUUGACCUGCUUAUCAGCCCUACAGACAACGGGCGUGACAUUGCUACUCAAGCUGCGAAUCGGCUGAACGACGUCGACAUGCGGUCGCUGAUGGAGGAAAUGGCAGCUAGAAAAUCGGUCGGGAGCACUGUUGUUAGUGGACUUCGUUCGGCCAUCAACAGCGAACACGACCUGCGACUGCGGGAACUACUCGCCAGUGUCGCUCAAGCUGAUAUCGACGCCGAGGACGAACUGUGUGGUUCUACGGCUCUUACUUAUGCAGCUUGGUUCGGCAAGGAGGAGAUUGUUCGCUUGCUUCUGGAUCACGGGGCAGAUGUCGACCUACGCGAACGGAGCGGCCGCACCGCGCUCCACUGGGCAGCCUGGAGCGGGUACCCGGAUAUGGUGGUGGAUCUGGUUGAGAGGGGCGCAACGAUCGAUAUAAGGGUGUUUGGAUGGACGGCAAUGCUCCUCGCAGCAAGAACGUGGCAGCAUCGAAUUGUUCUCUACCUGGUUGAGCAUGGAGCAAAUGUCAGCGCCAAAGACUUUCAUGGACGUACCGCGUUACACUGGAGCUGCAUACAUGGCGACAUCUACCUUGCUGAGGAACUCAUCCGCCUGGGUGCCAUUGUCGACGAUCGAGACCACUGUGGACAAACGGCGCUACAGUGGGCCGUGGCCGGCAGGCAUUAUUCCAUCGCAAGUAUGCUACUGCGCCGCAACGCAAAGGCCAGGUUGCAGGCGUCCGACGGAUCCUCGGCACUCCAUCUCGCAGCCUAUACCGGCCAACCGGAUGUCGCAACUCUCUUGCUAAAUUGGGAACAAAGGCAAGAAGGUCGACGGGCGGGAUGGGAGAAUACAUGUGUUGCGUGCGUGGACAGUCACAGCUUCACUGCUCUCGACAUGGCGAAGCUCACAGGCAAUCUGCAUGUGGCGGAAAUCCUCUCACGGCAGUACACGAAUGGCCACACCCACAACGACUCUCACAGCCUUAUCACCAACGGGCAAUGGGCGGGUGGUUCACGAACUCAGGGUCAACUCAGAGCACCACCAUUAGAUAUCGCAAAAGAGGAAGAAGACGACUACGUCAGCGCCGAUAACUUCGCUGACGGCCUAGGAAGAAGACUCAUCGGCCGUCAGGCACGCCAGUGGCUGCGAGAGAGACAAAUGAGCGCCAGCCUCUCUUCGCCAUCCACUGGAUCUGCCUUUGGUAUCUCGAACGUCCCUGGUCCUGUUCAACAUACAGAUUCGGGAAGCAGACCGUCCAGCUGA
Purpureocillium lilacinum is the source of this 3891-nucleotide messenger RNA. RefSeq lists its product as uncharacterized. The record is from RefSeq and is a predicted model, not a curated record. Lineage: Eukaryota; Fungi; Ascomycota; Sordariomycetes; Hypocreales; Ophiocordycipitaceae.